This is a messenger RNA of Peromyscus californicus insignis, 12542 nucleotides long. It is a transcript of the gene Hdac7, whose product is annotated as histone deacetylase 7. The transcript has 25 exons. NCBI's taxonomy places the organism in Eukaryota, Metazoa, Chordata, Mammalia, Rodentia, Cricetidae. The record is from RefSeq and is a predicted model, not a curated record. The coding region runs from base 7757 to 10618 and encodes 953 amino acids. Gene Ontology annotation, cellular component: histone deacetylase complex. Gene Ontology annotation, molecular function: histone deacetylase activity. Gene Ontology annotation, biological process: chromatin organization; negative regulation of transcription by RNA polymerase II.
UUAGUGCCAGAAUGGGGGCUCUUCCAGGUUUGGAGCAGACAGGAAUAGUGGGCAGCCGUGACGGUGUGUGGCUGACCACAGCUGGCCUCUCAUCAGAUUCCAGAUGGGGCAGCUGAAGCUCUACCAGAUGUCAUACAUAUCUGGUUCAUCCCACUUGGUGUGCUAGCCAAGGUCCUUAGUGCUUGGGACCCUUGCUCCCCUCGUAGGCUUCAUGUGAGAGCCUACUACUCUCUGUCCCGCGGCUCUGGAUAAAUCUGAGCAAGAAGCAGUUCAGAGCCAAGACUGUGAAGUUUUGGAAGGGGGGAAGGUGGACACAGAAACUGUUUAAAAGGUCUGAUCCAAAUAAAAUUAUAGGGAGUCUGGGGUGAGUGAGAAAUUUAUAUUCUGUCAUACAUUUUAGGCUGUUUGAAUUUUUUAGUAACUGUAAAUAGUAUAUACAUUUUAAAAAAUUCUUUUUUUUUUUAGAUUAUAAUAUAAAGUAGUAAUACAUUUUUAAAAAAUUGUGUGUGUGCCAGGCAGUGGUGGCGCACUCCUUUAAUCCCUGAACUCAGGAGACAGAGGCAGAGGGAUCUCUGUGAGUUCGAGGCCAGCCUGGUCUACAGAGUGAGUUCCAGAACACCCAAAGCUACACAGAGAAACCCUGUCUUGAAAAAAAAAAAAUGUGUGUGCCCAUGCAGUUGUGUAUGCAUACAUGUGUGUGUUCACAUGAAGGUGUGUGUGUACAUGUGCAGGUGUGUGUGUUCAUGUGUAUGGGGUGCACAUGUGUGUGGAAGCAAAGGCCAGCUUUGCCUAUCAUUUCUCAAAAGACAUGUUCUUUUGAGACAGUCUCUUACUAGGACUUGGGGCUGGCCUGUGAGUCACCGGGAUCCUCUUGUCUCUGCCUCCCUAGUGCUGAAUUGUAAAUGUAUGCCACUACGCCCAGCUGGCAUUGCACGCGUAUGGGUGUUUGGCUUGUGUGUAUGUAUGUCUGUGUACCAUGUGUGUACAGUGCCUCUAGAAGCCAGAAGAAGGAAUCUGAUCCCCUGAAACAGCUAACAGACAGUUGUGGGCCAACAUGUGGGUGCUGAGAAUUAAAUCCAGGUCCUCUGAAAGAGCAGCCAGCGCUCUUAACCAUGGAGACAUCUCUCCAGCCCUUAUAACCCAGCUUUUCAUGUGGAUGGCUGGAGAGUCAACGCAUGUCCUCAUCUUUACACCACCAGGGGUUUACCAACCAAGCUGUUGCCCUGUUUCCCCUCCCCCCCAAAUAUUUUAAAGCCAGGCACAUUUCACCCCUAGAAGUAUAUGUUCUUUUUCUUUUUCCUUAAAUCAACUAAAGGAGCUAGGUGGUGAUGGCACAUGCCUUUAAUCCCAGCACCUGGGAGGCAGAGGCAGGUAGAUCCUCUGUGAGUUCCAGGACAGCCUGGGCUACAUAGAGACCCUGUCUUGAAAAGCAAAACAAACAAACAAACAAACAAAUCAGCUAAAGGCUGGUUAUGGUAGCCUGUGCCUGUAAUCCUGGCACUUAGAGGCGAAGGGUUUGAGUUUGAGGCUAGCUAGGGUCACAUAGUGAGUUCUAGGCCAUCCAGGGUUACAGAGUCAUUUUCAGGUCAGCUAGGGCUCCGUACUGAAAUUGAAAACCUGUCCAAUAAUAAUAAUAAUAAUAAUAAUAAUAAUAAUAAUAAUAAUAAUAAUAAUUAACUAAAGAUGAGGUAUGUUUCUGUGUUCUACCUACGUGUGAUCUCAUUACUCAGGAAGCUGAGGCAGGAGGGUUGAGAAUUGGAGAUCAGCCUGAGCUGCAUCUUGAGACCCUGCCUCGGUAUUUUAAGAUUCUGAGCUGUAUUUCAUGUUUCUUUGCUUGCUUGCUUGCCUGAUUUUGAAAGAGAGGGUCUUACUCUGUAGCUCAGUCAAACCUCGAAGUAUUGAUUCCCCUGUCUCAGCCUCACAUUGCAGGUGAGGGCUGUUUGAAACUGUUUGAAAGCAGCAAACAGGGCUGGGUAGCUGUGUCUUCUGGGCCCCCAGCUCAGCCUCCGGAGGGGGUCAGCACCUGCAUUUGGAAUCACCUCUCACACGGGCCUUCCUGGGCUCCUGCUGGUGAGCUAAUGCCCUUCUCACACCUCUCUCUGCCACAACAGCAUUGGCCUGAGUGAUCCUAGGUUCAGUCAGAUGCCUGGAAGAAGAGCCAUCUUUCCAUGGCUCUCACAGGCCUUCCAGGCCUGACAACCAUGGCAUGCCUUCUCCUUGGUUAUUCUUGGACUCUCGUGGGGCCCUUUUAACUCCUCGGCCAGUCCCCACAAGGAGUCAGGCUUUGUCCUUCUUGUGUCACGGCUAGAGACUCUGAGGCCGCAACCUGGGGUCUAGGGGCUCAGCCUGGAACCCAGGACCUUGUCCUGAAGUUUCUAUCUGUUUUCCCUUUGCCGCUAAGGCCUGUUCUUCCUGCAGCUUUCUUUGUAGCUAAUAGCCGGGGACCAGGGAACUGGGAGUCACCUGGACUCAGGCUUCCUGUCACCAUGUGGGACAGAUGAGGUCAAAACUGGGGUCUGAGGCAGUGAGGUAAGACGCAGAAACCCAGCUUGUCCAGGGGGCCUGAGGUUGGAGCCCCAUGAUGUUCAUACCUAGUCUGGAGAUUGCUCAGGUUGUGAUGUACCCAUCAAGACAGGAUAUCUGAGAUGCUUGGUCCUGGGUGAGAGGUAGAUGCUCUGGAGUAGGAAGGAAACGGGUUAGUCCAGGUUCCCCACACUGAGUAAACUGCUAAAGCCUGAUUGCAGUUGCUUCCCAAAAAAGGUGGAAAUGGGUAGGGGGUGGGUAGCCAGGCUCCUGAGGAGCCCCCAACCAAGAGCCGUGUGAAGGGUCCGGCCCUGGACAGUGUUCUUGGUCCCUCAGGUCAAUUUUCUCCUUGUUUUUCAUGUGGUUUGACCCUCAAUGGAUGAUAGCCCCCCUCUGAGAAAGGUAGCAAGGUCACUGAGAAGUGGGAGUCCGAAACUCGGGCCGGAACUGGGGUGCAAGGUAUCUCCGUUCUCUUUCCGGCUCAGCCCUCAUCAUGGCACCAUGAGAUGCCUUUCCUCUUCAAGCAGUGAGCCAUUCCUAGGAGUUUUGAACUCUGUGGCUCUUAGCAGACAGCCAGGGAAUAGAGAGGUUCUUUCUAGAAAGUGCUUUUGGAUUUGGUCUCUUUGCUGUCAUGAAUGCACACACAUCCAAUGUGGCUCUUCAGAGUAGAGCUUGCGUCAUAGGUCACCACCACAGACUGUCCCUGCACUCGCCGUAACAAACCACAAGGCCCGAGGUUAUUAGUUCUUCUCCUUUCCACAGAGUGCAUGGUGUCCAAACCUGUGGUUACCAGGGGCGUGAGGCGCCGAAGGUCUUAACUGCUCGCAAGCGUGUAGGCCAGGGCAGAGGGGAAAUGCAAGUUGAUUCCCGGGAUGCAGGGGAUCUCUGGGCCUGACUGCCUCUUCAAGUCUGGUUUCUGUUGCUGUGGUAAACACCAUGACCAAAAGCAACGUGGAGGAGGCAAGGGUUUAUUUGGCUUACCGUUCCAUGCCAUGGUGCAGCCAUUAUUGAGGGAAGUCACGGAAGGAAGUCAAGCGGGAACCUGGAGGCGGAAACCUCCAGUUUGGAGGAGCGCUGCUUACCAGCUCUCUCUGCCCCGCUCAGACACAUUCCUUGUACAAGCCAGGACCACCUGCCUAGGAGUGGCAUUGCUCUCCUGCAUCAGUUAGCAUUAAAAAAAAAAAAAAAAACAAAGCCUCACAGACGUGCCCACGGGCCGGUCUGACAGAGGUGAUCCUUCAGCUGAGAUGUCCUCUUCCCAGGUAUGUCGGGUUGACAACCAAGAUUAACUCUUACACAGGGACCAUACUAAGAGUCAGUGCAGAAACCUCUCAGGACCGGGGCCCCCAGAAGAAAGGGGAUCCCAAGACACCCAGAAUGAAGACUAUUCCUAGGAAGAGGAGGCAGCUUCUGGGAUAGGUGUUCCUUGGGGAUCACAAACCUUGAGAAAUAUUCAUGUCUUAGGCAGGGAGUCGGGAGAGGAUCAUUGUGUGUGAUUCAUCAGUGCCAAAGGGGGCCUCAUGUGCCUUAGGAGAUGUUGUUGCAGGUAAUGAUGGCUGAUACACACCACCAUCGAUACCACGCAUAAUUAAUGCUGUGCUGAGGUGUGGGGACACUGUGGGUGCAUGGGAAGUGAGGAGAACAGAUGGAUCAGCCCCGUCACGACACGGGCUUGGGCAGACCUCCAAAGGUGACUGAACUAAUGGGUGGGGUGGCAUGUCCACACAGAACUGUGUACUGAGGCGUGGGUGCCAAUGUAUGAUGGGCCACUGGUUGGAGUCCCUUUCUACCUGGAGCUGCUCGCUCAGUAUAGGUCCAGAAAGCAGCACCAAUACUCCCUUCAGGAAGUAGCCUUCAGGUCUGGUCUGAGGAGCAUAGCCACUAAAUGCUGCCUGUAGAAAGCCCUCAGUUUCCUUGACCCUUCCGGGAAGGCCUUCCGUCCCUUGGGCCCCGAGCUGGCAUGGCAAAGGGUGUUCACUGUGGACAGGUGGCCUAAGAACUCCCAUCUGCUUCCCCUGCCCAGCCUGCCUGGGUCUGUCUGUUGCCAAUCAACCCAAGCUCCUGUUGUAGUUUCGUGGGUUCUGAGUGGGCUUAGGAGCCUGGGAGAGGUGGCCAUUUCCAAAGAAGAGAUUUCUGGCCCUGCUUAUCUCAGAGAGGCUUAGUGGGUCUUUUUUCUUGGACAAUCAAGGUGGCCAGACACAGAAUGGAGCAGCUGGAGGAGAGGACCCUACACUGGGGGCCUUGGGGUGUGCAUCUCCCCUACUUCACAGCUCCUACCAGAUCUCUCCUGACCUGCGGCCACAGCCCAAUCCUUUCCCACUGUGAAAACGGUUCCUGUUCAUGACAGUUACUCUAUGCUUCUCCAGGUCUGCUCUCCCCAGCUCUCUCCUGCCCUCCCUUGACACAUGCUCCCACUUCUGGCCCUGCGCACCUUUCAGCCUGCUUUCCCCCUCUCAGGCUGUUGGGAGUGUGCUCUGACUGCCCAGGGAAGAUGGUAUCUGACCACAUGAGGGAGGGCUGAGGGCAUUGUGGGGUGAGCUGGGGCUUCCUUGGGUUCUUGUUGUGCACUGUGUCCAAGCAGCCGGGUAGCUAGCUGAGUCAUGCAGUAGCUGGCCACAGAAGCUGGAGAUCCCACUCAGCCAGCCUGGAGCAGCAGGGAGCUUGGCCCCUCCAGAGGCAGUAGCCCUUCUUCCCCAUCCACCCCCCGCCCCCCUCCCAGACACACCUUCACCUCUCUUCUUUCUACAGGCGGGUCCCAAGUUAGCCUGGGUACCCGCUGCCCCAGUCCCCCUGGCACAGGUGAAAGUCAGGCCAGAGAGAGAUGAGUUGGUGGCGGAUUGGGAUGAGGGGUGGAAACAGCCAGGGAAAGGUGAGACCUGAGGGUUUGAAGAAGUGGGGAUGUGGCUGGGCUAGAGAGUUAGAAGGAGGGGGCAGGGUCCCAGGGAAGGGACAAAGUUAGGUCUCCAGAAGAAAGAGGAUAGGAAAGGCAUCUUUGGAUCUAGGCUAGGAGAGAUAUAUGUUCUUGUUUGCAAGUCAUUCGAUUCUCUUAGGGGCCCUUCAGGGAAGAACGCUGUUUCUCACGCAUGAGAUGGCUUUCUCUGGGUCUUCCCUGCUGGCCUGGACCGUCUGCUGUCACUCAUCUGGAAGACUGGGUUGCAGUGGACUUUCUGUUGCUGCCUAGGUCUAGGAUAGAAGUCUGAAGCUGUCUUUCCUUAACUCCCGGGGUGAGGGUGGGGGCCAGUCACCGGAUCUACCAAGUCUGUAGUGAUUCCACACAGCAGGGGAGACCUGAAAGGCCAGAAGAUCUUAGUCAGCUGUCCCAAAGCUUGGGAAGACAGGACACACAAAAGGAGGGGAAAAAUAGUGGUAGCAACGUGUGACCUGUGCUAAAUGAGAGAAACGUGACUCAUGAGUUCAUCCUGUCACUCGGAAUCAUUAAUGAACCCCAUCCCUGUGAACCACUGUCCUAGGCCACUGAGGAAAAAUAACCAAGCUUUCCCCAGGAUUCUGUGUCUAUUGAGUGUCUACCUUACGCCAUGUUACGGUAUUCUAAGUCCUAGGAUGAUGAGCAAUGACGAACCAAAGGCCAACCAGGCAUGGUCCUGCUCUUCGACAAGCUUACAAUGUUGUGAGCAUCCAACAUGGAGUCCGGGAGGAAGGGCUGGCUGCUUCACACUGGCCCAGGUGCAGCCGGGCUUUGAGCAGUAGGUGAAGUUUGGGAAAGCAGAGUGUAGGGGUGAGGCCAGCAUUGGCAGGAGAUGCUGUGAGCCAGAGACGAGGGGAUAAAAGGUUCUGGGUUUAUUAGGGGAUAAAAGGCACUGCCUGAGUAGUCGGUGGCUUUAUUCACACGGAGGAGACCAAGGUGAUGUGGGUGUUCAUGGGAAAAUGCCCGAAGGAGGCUUCCCAGAGAACUUUCCCCACUCCUGCACGAUGUCAUGGGGCUACCCUAUGGAGCCUCCCAAAUGCUAAGACACCCGGGCAGGCCUUCCCAAAGUUCUGAACAGAGUCCGUCCUCUGUUCCUGGCAUCCUCUGGCGCUGGCGGUAGCAAUGCUGAGUGAGGGGUGGUGGCAGCUCUUACGUGGCUGCUCCUCGUUUGCUGUGGCUGAAGCCACGGGCCUCAGGUAGAGUGCCCCACCUUGGGCUCUCCUAAUCCCUGCACCAUCGAGGCAGUGGCCUCAGGAAGCCAGUACACCAGAACCAGGGAAGACGGGCCUCUCAUGGGCCAGGGAUGUGUUGCCAAUGGAGGCCCACACUCAACCAGAAUGAUUUCUUGCGUAGCAUGGGAACAGGAGUGAGGGCGCCAAAUCCUGGCAUUUGUUUACUAUGGGUGGCAUCUGGAUGCACAGUCACCUCUGGAGGGCCACAGCAGGCCUGGCCCGACUCUUCUUCAUAUUCAUCUCACGGUCAGUGUUAGAAUGACACCUCUUAGUGACAACGUCCCAUGAGUUCUUCCCUUGCCCAGUGGGAGCCCCUUCCAAAGGAGGUGAUUUCCUGAGUGUUGGUGGGGAAAUGGAGCAUUGGCCUUAACAGGACUAGACUCCAGCCUCUGUCUGCCCCUUGCUGGGUGACUCUAGGCAGUCCUCUUCACAUUGGGACCUCACUUAGCUCAUCUGGGGUAAAGGACAGCCAUAACUAGCAUCCAGGGCAGGUGGACUGGGAGCUGAGUGGGUUUUGUUGCAUGCAUGCACCACAGAUGUUAAGGUUAUGAUUCCUAUGGUUGCAUCAGACCACGGACCACAUUUCCUGCCUCUCCCAUUGGUCCUUUGCUGGGGAAUCUUCCCAUUCCCAGUCAGUGCCAGACCCUGAGGACAGCUGUGGCUGCUCUGUGAGGGGAUGCCUGAAGAAGGCCCCUGUGGGGCGUUUCCCCCUCUCUCGUACUCUCAUCCUUUCCCUUCCCUAGGACUCCCCUCCCCCAGGACCCCCCCUCUUCCGGCAGCUCCACCUUCCAGCGUCUCAGCAUCCCUGACUGCUGAGCCCAGCCUGGCCAGCUGGCGGUGCUGGCCCAGUCCCUGGUCUGCUGGUGAGCUAUAAAUAGCUCCUGCACCCACGGCCUUGGCAAGGUGCUCCUGGCGUGGGUGCAGAGGACACUGGAGAAGAAGCAGCUGAGGCUGCUGUCCUUGCCAGGCCAGGCCCACAGCUGGCUCGAAUGGGAAGCAGGAGUCUGCACCACAAGCUCAUGGGCCUGGCUGCCCCGCCCUCCGGCCAGACACGCCAGGCUCUCAGUCCCAGCCCAUGGAUCUGCGAGUGGGCCAGCGGCCCCCAGUGGAGCCCCCGCCGGAGCCCGCGCUGCUGGCCCUGCAGCAUCCCCAGCGCCUGCACCGCCGUCUCUUCCUGGCGGGCCUGCAACAGCCACAGCGCCCAGCGGAGCCCAUGAGGCUCCCAAUGGACGCACCCAUGCCGGAGCUGCAGGGGGGCCCGCAGGAGCAGGAGCUGCGGCAACUUCUCAAUAAAGACAAGAGCAAGCGAAGUGCGGUAGCCAGCAGCGUGGUCAAGCAGAAGCUGGCUGAGGUGAUCCUGAAGAAGCAGCAGGCGGCCCUUGAGAGAACAGUCCAUCCCAGCAGCCCCAGUAUUCCCUACAGAACUCUUGAGCCCUUGGAUACAGAGGGUGCUGCCCGCUCCAUGCUUAGCAGCUUCCUGCCUCCAGUGACCAGCCUGCCCACUGAAGCCCCGGAACACUUUCCCCUGCGUAAAACAGUGUCUGAGCCCAACCUGAAGCUGCGCUAUAAGCCCAAGAAAUCCCUGGAGCGGCGCAAGAACCCCCUGCUUAGAAAGGAGAGUGCCCCGCCCAGCCUUCGGCGGCGGCCUGCGGAGACCCUUGGAGAUUCCUCCCCCAGUAGCAGCAGUACACCAGCCUCGGGGUGCAGCUCCCCCAAUGACAGCGAGCAUGGCCCCAACCCUGCCCUGGGCUCGGAGGCGCUCUUGGGCCAGCGGCUGCGGCUGCAGGAGACUUCUCUGGCCCCGUUCGCUUUGCCGACCAUGUCCUUGCUGCCCGCAAUCACACUGGGGCUGCCUGCCCCUGCCAGGGCUGAUGGUGACCGCAGGACCCAUUCGACUUUGGGCCCUCGGGGUCCUGUCCUGGGGAACACCCAUGCUCCGCUUUUCCUGCACCAUGGUCUGGAGCCAGAGGCUGGGAGCACCUUACCCUCUCGCCUGCAGCCCAUUCUCCUGCUGGAUCCCUCAGUCUCCCAUACCCCACUGUGGACUGUGCCUGGGCUUGGGCCCUUGCCCUUCCAUUUUGCCCAGCCCUUACUGACCACCGAGCGGCUCUCUGGGUCAGGCCUCCACCGGCCACUUAACCGGACCCGCUCAGAGCCCCUGCCCCCCAGCGCCACUGCCUCCCCUCUGCUGGGCCCCCUGCAGCCCCGCCAGGAUCGGCUCAAACCUCAUGUCCAGCUGAUCAAGCCAGCCAUCUCCCCUCCCCAGAGGCCUGCCAAACCCAGUGAGAAGCCCCGACUGCGUCAGAUACCCUCAGCAGAGGACCUAGAGACAGACGGUGGGGGAGCAGGGCCUGUGGCAAACGAUGGCCUGGAACAUAAGGAGUCAGGCCACGGGCCUCCCUCGGGCAGAUGCCCUGUUUCUCUGCAGCAGCACCAACAGGUGCCUCUCUGGGAGCAGCAGCAUCUCGCUGGGCGGCUCUCCCAGGGAAGCCCCGGGGACCCUGCGCUGCUACCUCUGGCCCAGGCAGGACACCGGCCCCUGUCCAGAACCCAGUCUUCCCCAGCGGCACCUGUCUCCCUGCUGAGCCCAGAGCCCACCUGUCAGACUAAAGUCCUCAACAGCUCAGAGACACCUGCCACAGGGCUGGUCUAUGAUUCAGUGAUGCUGAAACACCAGUGCUCCUGUGGAGAUAACAGCAAACACCCCGAGCAUGCAGGCCGCAUCCAGAGCAUCUGGUCCCGGCUGCAGGAGCGGGGUCUCCGCAGCCAGUGUGAGUGUCUCAGAGGCCGAAAGGCCUCCCUAGAGGAGCUGCAAUCAGUCCAUUCUGAAAGGCAUGUGCUCCUCUACGGCACCAACCCCCUCAGCCGCCUCAAACUGGAUAACGGGAAGCUGACAGGACUCCUGGCACAGCGGAUGUUUGUGAUGCUACCCUGUGGCGGGGUUGGGGUAGACACUGACACCAUCUGGAACGAGCUGCAUUCCUCCAAUGCAGCCCGCUGGGCCGCGGGCAGCGUCACCGACCUUGCCUUCAAAGUAGCUUCCCGAGAGCUAAAGAACGGUUUUGCUGUGGUGCGGCCCCCAGGACACCACGCAGAUCAUUCCACAGCCAUGGGCUUCUGCUUCUUCAACUCCGUGGCCAUCGCCUGCCGACAGCUACGAGAGCAAGGCAAGGCCAGCAAGAUCCUCAUUGUUGACUGGGAUGUUCACCAUGGCAACGGCACACAGCAAACUUUCUACCAGGACCCCAGCGUGCUCUACAUUUCCCUGCAUCGCCAUGAUGGCGGCAACUUCUUCCCAGGCAGUGGGGCUGUGGAUGAGGUGGGGACCGGCAAUGGUGAAGGCUUCAAUGUCAAUGUGGCUUGGGCUGGGGGCUUGGAUCCACCCAUGGGGGAUCCUGAGUACCUGGCUGCCUUCAGGAUAGUGGUGAUGCCCAUCGCCCGAGAGUUCGCUCCGGACCUGGUCCUGGUGUCCGCCGGGUUUGAUGCUGCCGAGGGUCACCCAGCCCCGCUGGGUGGCUACCAUGUUUCUGCCAAAUGUUUCGGGUACAUGACACAGCAGCUAAUGACCUUGGCAGGAGGCGCGGUGGUGUUGGCCUUAGAGGGUGGUCAUGACCUCACAGCCAUCUGUGAUGCCUCAGAGGCCUGUGUGGCUGCUCUUCUGGGCAACAAGGUGGAUCCCCUUUCAGAAGAAGGCUGGAAACAGAAACCCAACCCCAAUGCCAUCCGCUCUCUGGAAGCUGUGAUCAGGGUGCACAGGAAAUACUGGGGCUGCAUGCAGCACUUGGCCUCCCGUCCAGAUUCUUGGCUGCCCAGAAUGCCAGGGGCUGAUGCAGAAGUGGAAGCCGUGACCGCACUGGCGUCCCUCUCCGUGGGCAUCCUGGCUGAAGACAGGCCCUCAGAGCAGCUGGUGGAAGAGGAAGAACCUAUGAAUCUCUAGGACGUCAGGACAGAUCACCUACCCUUCAGACGUGGCUUUCCUCACCUGUCAACCCUGUUCCUGGGUCUGCAGAGACCCUCUGGGCAGGUAGUCAGGUCCAGAGCACAACCUACCCUGACAGCUACCCCAGGGAACUUGAGAAGGCCACUGGGUCUGGGAUGGGGACCAGGAGGGAUCCUGGGAGGAGGCAGGCUGGGCACUAGGGCUCAGCUGGACUCUUCUAGAACAGACCCAGCCCUCUGGUGUCCAGGCCCCUAGCUGUGGCCUCCAUCCCUCAGGACUGCACAGAGGAGGGCUGCUUCAGGUGGGCCCACCACUACCACUAUUCUUAACUUGGAAGACCCCAGGUUUUGCACACCGCCCCAGGCUCCAUACAGAAAUGUGAACUUGGCCUCAGCCAGGGCGGCCCUUCCCAGGUUCUGAAGGGCUAGGGGAAGAGGAGGAGCCACGGGUCCCCUAUUCCUGAGUACAGGAGAGUCCCUCUCACCUCCUCCUCAGUUGUCCUCUGGUAGUACUUCUGGGCUCAGAGAGCCAUUCUGAGCUGUUCUCUCCCUGUGAGUAGUCAGUCACCAGCAAGCCUCCCAUCUGGUCACUGUUCUGCCAGAGGCCACCCUAUGUGGACCAUCUCAGUGCCCUGGUGCAGCAGACAGGUGCUCUCCGAGUCCUGUGCUUCCUGACCCAAUGGUGCCAAACCUUCAUCUCCCCUUAAAAGCACAACACAGUCCCAGGGAUGCCUGGCCAUUGCUCCCAGUGUGAGCCUGCCUUCUGUUUCUGGGGUUUCCCCCACCUCAGCUCUGACUGCUGCUCCACAUAGGACUAGCUUGGCAGAGGCGGGAUAAGGUAGGGGAGUAGAAAAACAUGGAGGCGGGGAGGCCCCCCCCCAGAAGUCUUCAAGGCUUUUGCGGUCUAGGCCUGGGGCCAAGAAAGAGUAUUUGUGCGUAUGUGUGUGCGCGUGUGCGUGCAAGAGUGUGUGCGUGUAUGUCUUCCCAAGACCUGCCAUACCUUGUGUAUGUAUGCAUGUUUUUGUAAAAAAGGAAAAAAAAAGGGAAAAAAAAAAACCUGAACAAUAAAUGUUUUAUUUGCUUUAAAGGCCCUGUGAGUACGCCUCCUGGAUGUUAGUGAGACAUCAUCAGUGGGGUGGGUGUGCACCCGGCACCCUGCAAUGGGCUGAGAAAGGGGGCAAGUUUGGGCCGAACUCAGACUCUCUAGUCCCUUACCCUCCCACGGCUACUGCAUGCAGGAAGACCCCACUCCAAAUAUAUGCUUACCACCAACCCAGGUGAAAAAGGAGAUGAUGCCGGGCUGAGCCCUACAGACUGGGCCCUGUGGGAUAUGGGACAAGUUCUCAGGCUCCAUUUGCCAAGACACUCCAAAAGGUCAUGAAGCACACACCUGGGCUUCAGUCCUGCUGUGUCUGUAGUCGUUGCCUCCUGGAUCUUUCAGUAAAUGGCCCUAGAUGUGGACAUGGCUUCUGGUUCCUUACCAUGACGUUUUAAGCAUAUAUUGUAAAGUAAAAGGAUGGAUGAGACAAGAGGCCAGAAAAAACGUGCCCAGAAUAACCAGGGGUCGGGGGGUAGGGAGGUAUUGCCAGCUCCUGUCUUUCUGGUUCUAAGUCUGCCCAGCCUGGUCACCAUAUACCUUGGAGCCCCAAGCAGUCUGUUUGGAGUAGGAGGGGGGAACAAAAAAAGAUUCCCUUUCUCUGACCUAGGGGGUGGACAUGGAAUCUGCAGGGGAUGCUGAGGCUGUGAGCAUCCUAGCCCCAUAGGGCAGGGCUGGGGGAGCAAAGGAGGUCUGAGUUAGUGGUCUCCUCAUGCCAAGAGGGCAGGCUGCCCGCUUGCCCAGAGCUUACCUUAGAGAUAUAAUCAGACAGGUAGAGCCCCCACCUCGCCCACUCAUACAGUCCCCUCUCAAGACGCCCCCCCCC